Messenger RNA from Malaya genurostris, 852 nucleotides. RefSeq names its product trypsin-2-like. The transcript has 2 exons. Bases 1 to 852 code for a protein of 283 amino acids. The record is from RefSeq and is a predicted model, not a curated record. Lineage: Eukaryota; Metazoa; Arthropoda; Insecta; Diptera; Culicidae. Gene Ontology annotation, biological process: proteolysis. Gene Ontology annotation, molecular function: serine-type endopeptidase activity.
AUGCGUUCGGUGAUUAUAGGCCUGCUGAUGCUUUCGAGAGACUGGAGCACAGUGGCACUCGGAUUGAUGAAACAGUCUAGCUCGAAAAUUGUCGGUGGACAGGAAGCAAAACCCGGAGAAUUUUCCUACUUGGUGUCGAUUCAGUGGAAUUUUGACAACGGUUCCCGAGCUGUUCAUUUCUGUGGCGGCACAAUCGUCAAUGAAUCGUGGGUUCUGACAGCGGCUCAUUGUAAGGAAACCACCUUCGAGGUUGGCUGGCUUGAGGUUGUGGCAGGGAAGUUCAAUAUGCAGCGUGUGGAAAACUCUGAGCAACGGCGAAAUGUGAGUGCUUUUUUAGUACACGAAGAUCGCGCACCGGGCUUUGUGGGCCCGAACGACAUCGCUUUGAUUAGGCUUGAUGAACCGUUGAAUAUAACGGAUGAUGUUUCCAUUAUUGCGUUGGAUCGCAGAAAAUCGCCGGUAUACGGAUAUGCUAUUCUACCCGGGUGGGGAUCAAUUUCGCCUACCGUUGAGCCAAUAUAUCCGGAAAAAUUGCACAAAGUCCACCUACCUGUUUUUCCGUACGACGCGUGCUUGCAAUAUUUUCCCUUGUUUAGUCCACUAGAGGAAACCAACUUCUGUGCCGGUGAGCUCAGCGGAACGGCAAAUGCCUGCCACAAAGACUCGGGAGGACCACUAGUGCAGACGAUUGAUGGCCUCGACAUUCAAGUCGGAAUAGUCUCCUGGGGAGCUUUUCCGUGUACAGCAUAUCGUAGUCCAACUGUGAUUACCUCGGUUAGUGCUUUUGGGGAUUGGGUUCGGAAGACGAUGAGAGACUUCGAAAGACAAUCAAAGCGGCGUGCAUGGAUUUGA